Messenger RNA from Rhagoletis zephyria (snowberry fruit fly), 1421 nucleotides. It is a transcript of the gene beat-IIIa, whose product is annotated as beaten path IIIa. Gene Ontology annotation, biological process: motor neuron axon guidance. The record is from RefSeq and is a predicted model, not a curated record. Lineage: Eukaryota; Metazoa; Arthropoda; Insecta; Diptera; Tephritidae.
GGUCCGCAUGUGGCUUUGUCGCGCUCGAUACCAAAAGAAACGACAGUGGAUAGUGAAUUAGCCCAACCCUAUAGUUACAAACGUAAAAUUUUUUGGAAAAAGGAUAACAGCAUGUACUUACGCACGCAUGUGCCAAAUUUGCAUGGUGUUUUCGAGCUGCAUAAAUAUGGCCGAGAAACUUCUUAUGAAACAGUAUCACGGAUCUAUGGGAAAAUUUCAGCGACUCUGCCUAUAUCACGCGUUCUAUAAAAAAAAAAUUUUACAAUCCGUUGCUCAUCGCCAGCAAAGCAAAUGGACUAUAAAAGAAUUUACUGGUGAUGAUGAAUAUAGAAGCAAAGGUGAGCAGAAACAUGAGCUGCGAACAAUAUCAUCAGCAUCCCCAUCAUCUGAUACAUUACCAAGCGCAAUACAAGAAUCAACACGAAAGACAACAACAUAGUUACUCACCUCAGCCGUAUCACCAAUACAAGCUAUGUUUUAUUAUAUCUGUGGCAUUGUUUUUAACAGACAUAUGCAACUCACUCACAAUGACCGAGGUGGAUAUACCUAAUCACAUAAUGCGCUUCAAGUCAGCUGUUCUUGGCUGCAGGUAUACCAUGGAUGGAGAGUCACUAUACUCAGUAAAAUGGUACAAGGAUGGAUAUGAGUUUUACCGGUAUCUGCCGCGCGAUAAACCGCCAGCGCAAGCUUUUCCACUGCCCGGUGUCAGUGUAGAUCUUCCUAAUUCAUCAGCGGCAAAAGUUACGCUGCGUCGCGUUACGCUGAUGUCGACUGGAGUCUACAAAUGCGAAGUUUCCGGCGAAGCGCCAGCAUUCAACACUGUUUCCGACGCCGAGAUGAUGAGCGUUGUCUUAACACCCAAUCACGGUCCAAGGAUCACUGGCGGCUACUUGCGCUAUAACAUAGGCGAACUUGUGCGUUUGAAUUGCACCUCAGCACCAUCUAAGCCGGCAUGUCAUCUAAAUUGGCUGAUUAAUGGUGAACCAGCGAGCCGCUCUUAUCUGAGACCCUACGAUACGAUUACUUUUGGGCGUGAGGCACUGGAAGUAUCACGACUGGGCUUAGAGUUUCGUGUGAAAAGUAAUCAUUUUAUUGCUGGCGAUUUAAAGUUAAAGUGUGUGGCCAAAAUUUCCUCCUUGUACUGGCAAAGUAAUGAGGCAAGUGUAGUGAGCGAUCUACAGAAUCGUGCGCCAGCGUUGGAGUCCAGGGAAACUGUUUUUGCCAAAUCACGUACACAUGGUUCCUCCUCGGCAAAACCAUUUACUUUUACAACAUUGAAACUACUAUAUUAGGUAACUCUGCUGAGCAUUUUUACGGCCACAAGUGAUAUGACCCUCAAUUUUACUGUCAGAUUAUGAAGACGAAACCGACCACUAAACUACUAUCACAGUCAAGGUUAAAAAUAUUAAAAAGGACGCAUA